Molecule: messenger RNA, 699 nt
Organism: Aspergillus brunneoviolaceus CBS 621.78
Lineage: Eukaryota; Fungi; Ascomycota; Eurotiomycetes; Eurotiales; Aspergillaceae
Product: GNAT family N-acetyltransferase
Exons: 2
Coding region: 1-699 (232 amino acids)
Molecular function (GO): acyltransferase activity, transferring groups other than amino-acyl groups
Source: RefSeq, a predicted model, not a curated record
AUGACGCCCCUCAGUCCACCACCCGUACCAUUGGACAUCCAAUAUACCCACGCCUCGGACCUGGCUGCCCUCGUGCGCGUGGAGAUCCGCUCGUUUCCGGCGUCCAAUUACAUGCGCAGCACAUACAAGGGAUGCGAUCCGGGGGCCGUCCACACCUUCAAAACCGUCUCCGCCCUCGAGUACUUCGCCAACCCCGAGUGCCAUAUCCUGGCGGGCGUCCUUGGGAGGACUGGUGACAUCAUCGCCUACGGCCGCUGGCAUAUCCCGGCGGUGUAUGGGUGCGAGAGAGCCGUGGGCACCGGUCUGAGCAGCGACGCGCAAGCGCAGAUGCGGGAUGCGUGGGCGUACGCCCCGGAGUUGGUGAACAGGGGUACCUACUCGUUCUACGAGGAGAUGAUCACGCGGAGUAGGGGCGCUCAUCUCAGGGAGACUGAUUUUGUCCUGGAGCUGCUGUGCGUCCUGCCGGAGUACCAAAGGAUGGGAAUCGGGAGUGCGUUCCUCGAAUGGGGCAUCGAGAAAGCAGACGCCUGUAACGCCCGGAUUUACCUGGAGGCGACGAUGGAGGGGGUGCCGGCGUAUUUGAAGCACGGGUGGGAGGUCGUCGAGGAGGUAGAGCUGGAUCAUAGCGAGCGUGGUGGGGAGGGGAGUCAGAGGUUCGCGUUGAUGAUUAGAGAGCCUCAGGGCACUGGGUUGGCUUGA